AUGGGAGUUCUUGACUAUAUUUCAGAUCUUUUCUCAGUGGCACCUACCACUGGAAAGAAACGCAAACCAAUGCAGACUGUAGAAAUCAAAGUGAAAAUGGACUGUGAUGGCUGUGAAAGAAGAGUUAGAAAUUCUGUUGUCCACAUGAAAGGUGUGAAGCAAGUAGAGGUGAAUAGAAAGCAAAGCAAGGUAACAGUUACAGGUUAUGUGGACAGAAACAGGGUCUUAAAGAAGGUUCAAAGCACAGGAAAAAGAGCAGAUUUUUGGCCCUAUAUUCCUUACAACUUGGUGGCUUAUCCUUAUGUGGCUCAGGCAUAUGACAAGAAGGCUCCAUCAGGUUAUGUGAAAAACUCUGCACAAGCACUACCUGCCCCAAACUCACUCGAUGAGAAACUCACCUCUCUCUUCAGUGAUGAAAACCCCAAUGCAUGCUCAGUGAUGUAA
This is a messenger RNA of Sphenostylis stenocarpa, 444 nucleotides long. The record is from the annotation of a GenBank genome assembly. NCBI's taxonomy places the organism in Eukaryota, Viridiplantae, Streptophyta, Magnoliopsida, Fabales, Fabaceae.